ACGCAUGUUCAGUGUUAGCUAAGAUAAGGCUUUGCCUUUUUUUUGUAACUAAACUCGGGUGUAUGAGUUCGAAACUAAGUUAAAAAGUGGGCGUUUGAAAUAUUUCUUUUAACGUUACAGCUGUUGUGCUGAUGCAGUUUCGUAAACCUUUUCUGCAAGAGUCCUUUCGCCGCUUUUACUCGUUUUUUUUUUCUGGUGGGCUAGCGUAAUUUGUUAGUGUCAAGUGUUGCUGUUGUCAGCUGUAACUUAGCAGCCAAAGCAUCACACCAUGGAUCCUCAGGAUGCCUCUUUACUGUCAUUUUAACUUGUUUGUAGCCUAACUAUGUCCUCUAACAUAUUUAAUCCAUUUUACUGAGCGAGGUAAACUGAUAACAGACGUGAAUUAGCCAGUGUUUAGUUGGCUAAUUCACGAAAACGAGUGGAGUUGCUCGGCUUUCAAUUUAUUGUAGUAGUUUGUGAAAUAGCUACCAGCUAACGUACAGGCAAAUUCAAAUAGCUAAUCUGAUAGCGUUAAUACAAAGAAUAAGGCACACUAUGAUUAACACAGCAGUCUUUAGUCACAGCUUCCCAACUAUAGUGAGCUAGCCAACAACUAAUACUGUGUUUUUAGCGCUCCUAGUUAAAUCUUUACAAUCACGCUAUUGCAAAGAUGCCUGCUGCUUUUGAGUGGGAUAAAGUAACGAAAAUUGACCUAGCGACCCUUGAUGCACGUCCAAAAGAAAACGUGGACGAGCUCAUUGGCAUGUUUCUUUCGGUAGAGGAAUGGGAUGUGAAGGAUAAAGCUCCGGAGAAAAUGAUUAAAGUCCUCAAAGUCUUUCAGACUCUACUCCAGCGUCUGGAUAAAGAAAUUGAUAUUCAUGACAAGUUCCUCAAACAAACUGGUGCAGAUCAUGCUAAAAUCGAAAAGGAACUCCUUUUGAAGGUGUCGAGGCUGGAACAAGAGCUCAAGCACUCCGCCACUGGGCCAGACACCCGCUUUCUAAGAGAUGAGAUUUGGCAGCUCGAGACCCAGCUGGACCAAAGGGAGAAGGAGUUGACCCAGUUAAAGAAAGACAUGGGCAAGGAAAAGACAAUCAAUGAGGAGUUGGUUGCGCGAGCAGAAGAGGCGGAGGAUGAGGUCAAGAAGCUGAAAAGAGAGAAUGAGCAGCUCCAGCAGGAUGUGGACUUCUAUCGUGGAGAGCUGGACCAAAAGGAGCCCCUCUUGUCCAGAGAUGAGAACACAGAGAUCCAGAGAAAGCUCAGCUUGGCCAACCGCCAGCUCUACCAGUGCUUGGAUGACCUUCAGCGAGCAGAGGAUGAAAACAUACAUCUGAAGACACUGAGUGAGCAGAUGCAGAAAAGUUUGGAGGAGUCUGUGAAGGAGAUGGAGAAGAUGACAGAUGAGUACAACAAGAUGAAGAUUGUUGUACAGCAGACUGACUCCAUUGUGGACCAGCUCAGGAAAGAGAGGGAUCAUGCAAAGCUGCAAGUCAGAGAGUUAACAGAUAAGAUUCAUAGCAUGACUGAAGAGAAUGACCCAAUAAUGGCAGUGGUCAAUGCCAAAGUGGAGGAGUGGAAGAGAGUGCUCUCUGGGAAGGAUGAUGAAAUUUUGGUGUACCAGCAGAUGAUCCGUGACCUGAGAGAAAAGCUGCGUUCAGCCCAGUUGGACCUGGACAAAAGCAACAUCAUUGCCUUGCAGCAGUCUGUCCGGGAGAAAGACAAUCAAAUCAAGAUGCUGAGUGAGCAGGUGGAGCAGUAUACAGGGGAAAUGGAGAAACACACUCUGCUCAUUGAUGAGCUAAAGACAUCUACAAAGAAAGACAGAGGCCUACCAUCGAGCAUACAGCAGAAAAAGAUGGAAGAGCUGAAAUCAAAGCUGGAAGCUGCAGAGACCAGAGCAGUGGAAGCAGAGCAGGCGCUAAAGCUUGCAGAAGAUCAUGCUGAGGAAAAAGACAAAGCACUCAUUGAGGCUUCAAACCGCUUGAGCCAGUACGAGUCUGGCGUUUAUGGCUUGGAAUCAGCCAUUGCGGAGAUCAAAGAGUGUAAAAAUCAAAUUAGAAUGAGAGAUCGUGAGGCAGAGGCCACAACCAAAGAGAUCAACCAGCUCGAAAUGAGAAUCAAUGACCUCAUGGAUGAAAACGAUGAUUUCCGAGAAAAACUAGGUCUGGAACCAAAGCAGGAAGUGGAUCUGACAGAGUUCAGGCGAGUCAAAGAGCUCAGGCAGCGCCAGUACAAAGCAGAAAACCAAGUCCUUACCAAAGAGAUUGAACGGCUUGAAGAGGAAAGACUAGAGCUGAAGAAACAAAUCAGGCGCCUGGUGAAGGAAAGAGGGAACCCACAGUUGCUGCUGGAGGAAGACUUCAGGCCCAGCAGAACUGUGCCACUUGAACAAAGCCGCGCUUUUACGGAUGAUGCAGUCAGACGCACGAAUCAGUACCUAGAAAAAGAACUGAGCAAAAAGGAGAGGGAGCUGGAAGUUCAAAAGACCCAGUUUCAGGUCACAUUGGAAGAACUGUCCAAAGGGAAAAGAGAUCUGGAGACUGCACUGAGAGAUGCCCUUCAGGUUAUGAAGAUUAAUCAUGAUGUCACUUCAUCUGAUGCUGCCAUCAAUGUUUCCAAUCUGGAGAGGUUGGCUAAUGCUAUAGAUGUCAAAAACAUCAGUGGGCAGCCUGAGUCACCCCUACACCUCAUGUCCCAAAUACAUCAGCUGGUGGGGAGAAAUGAAGAGCUGAGGCAGGAACUGAAAUCAGCCCGCGAGGAAGCAACCAGCAGCUUCAGUCAACUUGCCAGAGCCAAAGAAAAGGUGAGCCAACUGGAGAGUGAAUUGGACGUGCUCAGGAAGUCUGGCAGCAGUGGAGUUGUUCUCCGACCUCUGACCCUUCCUGAGGGCCUGGGGCCCAGCGGCACUGAGGUCAUCAGCUCUCUAAAUGAGUACACUGUUCGACUUCUUCAGGAGCUCAAAAAUGAGGAGGAAAAAAGCAAGAAACUUGUAGGAACACUGGAGGACUACAAAGAGAAAUUUGCUGUUAUUAGCCACCAACAGGGGCUGCUCUACAAAGAAUACCUAAGCGAGAAGGCGAAUUGGCAAAAGGAGAAAGAGACAUUUACCGAGAUGAAGAACAAGCUGGAGGAGCAAAAGCAGGUGGAUGCUGUUAAAAUCCAAGAGUUCGAUGAGCUGCUGGACACCCUUCAGAAGAAUCCAGAGGAAGUCAGGAGGCAGUUGAGCGAAGCGUUGCGCAAGUUGACGGUGCUGAAAGUUAAUGAGAAGAAACUAACACUGCGCUACACCACCCUGUUGGAGCAGGAACAGCUCCUCCAAAAGGAGAACUGCAAGCUAAGAGAUGAGAGCAGCCAGAUGCAGUGCUCUGUCACCCAGAGGAUGGGCUACCUGCAGAGAUACAAGGAAAUGGCUGCAUACAAGACAGCAGCACUGCAGAAGGCCUUGGAUGAUAGUGUGCCAUCAUCAGACCUGGAAAAAGCUAACAAGCAGUACACAGAGCUAACAGUCAAAUACAGAGACAUGCUGCAGCGGGAUAGCCGCCUCGUACAGAGAACCACCAACCUUGAACAUUUGGAGAGUGAGAAUCACUCUCUCCGAGAGCAAAUCUCCACCAUAAAUAAAGAAUUGGAAAUCACAAAGGAGAAACUAAAUACUUUGGAACAAGCUUGGGAGAAUGUCACUUCAACUGGAGGUGAAAAUAGCAUGGAUAAGGCCAGCAAAGCAUUGGUGAACAGUGAGAUGGUAUCUACUGCCAAACGAAUCACCACUCUAGAGAUGAAGGAGCUGAAUGAGAGGCAGAGAGCUGAGCAUGCUCACAUAAUGUAUGAACACAUGAGGAACUCCCUCCAGCAGGUGGAAGAGCGCAACUUAGAACUGGAGUCCAAAUUUGCAGAAUUAACAAAGAUAAAUGUCGAGGCCCAGAGGGUGGAGCGCGAGCUGAGAGAUGAGCUGGCAAACAGCAUCAGCAAGACUGUGAGCGACACUGACAGAGCCAGGAUUGCAGAGUUGGAGAGGACUGAGGCCGAGCUUCACAUCGAGGUCUCUAGGCUUCAAGAGGUGUCUGAUGUGGCCAUGAUGCAGGCAUCUGCUCUACAGGCCAGACAACAGUCCAAAGAGAAGGAAGUAGAAGCUUUGAGGAGACAAAUACUGGACUACCAGUCGCAGUCCGAUGAGAAGGCCCUUAUUGCAAAGCUCCACCAGCACAUUGUGGCUCUGCAGCUCAGUGAGUCGACUGCUUUGGCUAAGAUGGAGGCUGCCACAUCACACAUCCAACAGCUGGAGGCCUACAGGCUGCGUGCUGAACAGCGGCUGGAUGCCAGUGAGCGCGCUCUGUUCCUCACUCGUCAGGAGGGCAGAAAUCGCUCCAAGCAUCUACGGCAGACCAUCCAGUCACUUCGUAGGCAGUUUGCUGGAGCGCUGCCACUUCAGCAGCAGGAAAAGUUCUCUCUGACUAUGAUGAGUCUCCAGGAGGACAGAGCAAAAGCCCAGGUGGAGAAGAGGAAGGCAGAGGAAGAGAGGAGAAGGGCAGAGGGCAGGGCAGAGGAGCUGGCUCUGAGACUGCAAGGACUGGAGGAGCUCAUCUCAACACUGAAGGAUGUGAAAGGCGCCCAAAAGGUAAUUGAGUGGCACAAGAAGAUGGAAGAAGCUCGUCUACAAGAGCUACGGAAAGGCAGGGAGCUGGUGGUCCAGAAGGAGGAGAUCAGGUACCUAAAAAACCUGGUGGAAGAGCAGGAGCGAACCAUCCGCUCGCUGGAGGAGGAUUUUGUGCAGCAAAACAUGCUUCAGGAAGAACGUCAGCUAGCAUGGGAUCAGCGAGAGGUGGAGCUGGAGCGCCAGCUGGACCAGUAUGAGAAGCACCAGAAUGAAAUUGUGACCAGUGCAGAAAAGUUUGAAGAAGGAACUGGCUCCCUACCAGACCCGAGUCUACCACUUGCUCAUCAGUUAGAGUUUGCUUUGGGUAAAAUCAGAGAGCAUGUCCGCACAAUUUUGGACACAAAGGCCACCUGUAAAAGUUUGGAUGAGAAGGUGAAAGAGAAAGAAGCAGCUCUGUGGAAGGCAGAACAGAACAUCGUGUCCAGGGACAAAGUGAUCAAUGAGCUGCGUCUUCGGCUCCCAGCGGCUGCUAACAGAGAACGCCUGCUAGCUGACCUUGCCAAGCAUGAAGAGGGCCAGUCAGACAGCCAGUCUGCCCUCAAGCUAGCUCACCAGACCAUCAAAGACCUCCAAGGUCGACUUGACAAAAAAGAAGACGUGCUAAAGAAAUACCAGAACCAGUUGUCUCAAGCCAGACAGGAUCAAGAGGAGAUGAUAAAGAGACACCAGCAGGAGCUGAGAAUGUUGUAUCAGAAGCUGGACUUGCACACUGAUGCCUCCCUGGACCACUUCAGACAGGCAGCAAUGGGACUAAUGAAGAAGUCCACGAUCAGAGUACCAACCUCCAAGCAUCUAGGCCGUGUGGCUGAGUUAGAGGAGACUGUGGCUGAACAGGACAUCUCACUGUCCUCCGUCACAGAGAAGCUAAAGCUGGCCACUGCUGAGCUGGAGCGACAGAGGAGCGCCAUGGAAACGCAGGCUAAGAAACAUGCAGACCAGAUAUCAAAGCUGGAAGAGUAUCAUGCUGCCCAGGUGAAGGCUUUGACUGGUGAGACUGAGGAUCAGAGGAACCAGAUGGUCCAGAUGGAGAAGGAGAUGAACUACCUACAAACAGAGCUGGAGGCCCAGAAGGUGGCCAACGUCCGCUCCCCCAGCAACACCAUGAAAAAUCUGCUGGAACGACUCAAAACACAGCUCACCCAGAAAGAGAAACAGCUCAAGGCUCUGAGUAAAGCUCUUCUGGAGCUGCGGGCUGAGAUGACAUCUGCUGCAGAGCAACAAGUCAUAGCUAGCACCGCACAAAAGGAAGAAAGCCUCAAUGUACAGAUGUUGGUUGACAGACACACUAAAGAGCUAAAGGUGCGGGUGCAAGGACUUAAUGAAGAACUUCAAGCUGCAAAAGAUUCUGUCAGAGCAGCCAGAGGGCGUGAGAACACCCUGAAAGAGGAAGUGGACAGCCUGAAACAGGAGCUCCAGAGGACUGAGAAAGCCCUGAAACGCUUGCAGGCUGAAAAGGAGGACAGGGAGCAUGAAAUCCAGGAGCUCAAGCAGCAAACCAAGAGGCUCAGCAGUGCCCUUCAGAAUCAAGCAGAAACGGAUGGAACAGCCCCAAGCAUUGAGAAUCUGCAGAAGAAGAUCAGGAGGCUGGAGUCUGAUUUAGAGAAAAGAGCAGAAGUGAGAAAUGUCAGAGAUGAUUACGGAAAGACUAAAGAGGAAGUCGUGCGGUGGGAGGAAGGUAAGAAAUGGCAGACCAGGAUGGAGAAGGUGAAGAAUUCACUGAAGGAUAAGGAACGAGAGAAUGAGUCCCUGUCGAAACAACUCAGCACUCUUAAAGAUCUCUACGGCAGACUGGAGCAAGACAAGAGUGCACUGCAGAAGAAGCUGAAGGCCCGAGGUGUGACUGCUGAUCAGGUGGUGGGGUUGCGAGCCACUGAAAUGGAGAAGGAACUGGAGGAGCUGAGGAAAAAGAACUCUGAUCUGGAGAUGCAGAUCCUCACCAUAAAACAGCACCAGGCUUUACCACGUGAUGACGCCAUGGAGAAUCUAACGCUGAGAAACCGCUACCUGGAGGAGCAAGUACACACCUUAGAGAGCCAAAUAUCAAAAGAGCCUCCGUCAAGACCCUCUACAUCGGGACAAGGUACUGGCACUCCUUCACAGAGAGAUCAGGACCUCCGAAAAGAAAACCUCAUGCUGGCCUCUGAGAACCUGGAGCUGCGCUUUCAGCUGGAGCAGACCAACAGAGACUUGCCAAGAGUCAAGAAUCAAGUUGCAGACCUUAACGAGAUGUGCAGGGCACUGAAAAUGGAAAAAGCAGAGGUGGAAAAAAAGCUGGCUCGUAUACGUGGAGCUGGUCACAGUGGUAAAACAGUGACUGAACUGGAGAAGACCAUUGGGCUGAUGAAGAAGGUGGUGGAGAGGGUGCAGAGGGAAAACGAGAUGCUAAAGAAAUCCAGUGCACCUGCAGCUCAAGACAAGGUCACUGCCUUGGAGCGAGAAAGCAAAAAACUAAAGGCUGACUAUGAGAAACUGAAGAGUGAAAGUGAAGCUGAGCUGAAUUCUAAACUUGAUUCUAAAAGUAAAGGACUGGAGAAAGUGGUGAUGGAAAAUGAACGCCUUCGCAAGGACAUUAAAAGGGAGAGAGAGGCUGCAGAGAGGCUGAGAGUGAUGAAAACCAGUCUGGAGGUGAACAACGAGAAGCUCGAGGCAGAGCUGGAAGAAACCAGGCAAAGGCUUCAGGCUGCUCUAUCAAAACCCAUCAUCGAGGGAGCAGACAGCAAGACCUGGAAGCCUUCUGUGACAACAAGGAUGUUUCAGAAGAAGAUGGCGGAGCUGGAGCUAGAGCUCUCCCAGAAGACCUCCAGCCUCUCUGAACUGAAACGGCAGCUGAAGGAGGUGAAUGAACGUGAGGAGAGAGCUCAGAUAAGCAUCAGGAAACUUGAAGACCAGGCUGUUUACAGCACUGACCUGAAACAAAGGCUCAGUGAACAACAUGGAGAGAAGUCCUCUCAAACAGACAACGGGAAGCUCAGAGCGCUUCUGCAGGCAGCCGAAGCUGAGAAAACCCAACUUCAAACUGAGGUUACAAAGCUGAAAAAAGAACUGGAGAACUUCGACCCAACAUUUUUUGAAGAGAUUGAGGACUUGAAAUAUAACUACAACUUAGAGGUCAAGAAGAACGUCCUGCUGGGGGAGCAGCUGAAGAAGCUGUGUGAUCAGUUUGGUGUAAGCGCUGAAAUGCCCAGUGUGUCCAUCAGUUAACUCCAGAUUAGGCCUUUUUAGUAGCAUUACUUUUACUGUACAUUGCAGUGCAUCCAAACCAUUUAGGUGAUUAUCAGUUUAACUUUCUAAGGCUGCUGUGCACAUUUGCUUUUCCAUUGAUUUAGAUUUAAACUCUUAUUUAGGCUGCUUGCGUCUGGACAGAGUUAAAAAUUCAGUGCAACUUAACAAACCAGCUUUGGCAUUGGCACAAGAGCCCUGGUAUCAUACCAGUACAACAUUGAAAUGUUCCAAACCAGUGUCCGGCUGGUCCAGUCACUGGAAAAUCAAAUUGAUCAUUUUCUAUAUUAAUAGUAUUCUAAACACACGGAGACUAAAACCAACAGUGCACUGUCUCAGGUUGAUAGCCUGUGUUAUCGACCUCCACUGUUCAAAAACGUGUCCCUAUUUGAAACUUUUGGGUCAACAUCCAGAACCACAUGCAGGUCUCGUUUCCUAAUGAAGAAACCUACAGCAGAGGCACAAACAAAUAAGAUAAUCUGGGUUGGAGACCGAUAGACAUGAACUGUAAGUAGAAGCUCUUCACUGCUGGCUUUAGUCUCUGUACUGGGUUAAUAUAAGUGACCAACUUUGUCCUUUAUCAUGUUGUAAUGCAGUUUUUUAAUCACAUUCCUAAAGCAAAUGAAGUGUCUUCUUUUAGAAUUGUUCUUCCAACAAGCAAACUGGUUAUGUAGCAUAGUUCUAAGAUUUUUAAAUAUUUAUACAGUUCUGACAGGGCACUUCUGUUAAUAAAACUUCUUAAAAAAACAAAACAAAAUCAGUUAGUUUACAUCACUUCAUUUAUUUAAUUAAAAUCUAUAACAUACAGUAUUUACAGUAUAUUCUUGGAACACUUAAGCAGUUUCAGCUGGUCAGGAUCACUUUUACAUUAACAUGACAGAAGAACAGUUUGUGUGUGGCUCCCCUAUUAUUUAUGGUCAAGUGCUAUUGACCACAACUGGCAGGAGAUCUACUGGAACUUAGUGUUGUACCCAAGAUGGCCAUGUUUAGCACGGAGCCACUGGUAAAUAGUACGCCCGCCACCCCUACAGACUCUGAUGCACAAGAUCUCGUCUUUCUGCUUUAGUGUUGAUACAUCUUAAAGUAUGGAAGUACAUCCCCAACAGACCACAUUUCAAACACUACUCAGUUUGCAUCUCAGCCAUUGAUGCUCACAGAUUUCUCCACUGGGGUUUGAGUGAGAUUCUCCAAAGGUUUUGAAAGUGCACACACCAGAGCAAUUUGUAAGAAUGUGUUUUGUGUGUGCACAUUCUAAACUUUUGGCACCGACAGACAUUCACUCAAAACUCAGUGCAGAAAUCUGUGAGGAUGUUUUGGUGGGGAUUUACUUCCAUAGUAGCUGUCCACAGGCUUUAAUAGAAUCCACUGCUCCUGUUUGGUUACUUCCUGAUGAAGACCUUCAGCUAAUUUUGUAACAGGAAAGCUGUAGUUCUGCACAGAGCACAAUGCAUCACACUGAAAACCACGCCCACUGGGGAAGACCACAACUCACUUUCCACUGACUUUGUAUUGAGUGAAAGCGCCUAACAUUUUGGUCUUUUUACAAAAAAAAAAAAAAAAA
Molecule: messenger RNA, 9413 nt
Organism: Monopterus albus (swamp eel)
Lineage: Eukaryota; Metazoa; Chordata; Actinopteri; Synbranchiformes; Synbranchidae
Gene: cep290
Product: centrosomal protein 290
Exons: 50
Coding region: 650-7834 (2394 amino acids)
Biological process (GO): ciliary transition zone assembly; non-motile cilium assembly; kidney development
Cellular component (GO): ciliary transition zone; centriolar satellite
Source: RefSeq, a predicted model, not a curated record